AUGUGCAUCGACUAUCGAGUCGUGAAUAGUUUCAUUCAAUUGUCGAACUACCCACAACCGCUGAUCGACGAUCUCAUUACCGGUUUCGAAGGAAUGAUGUGGUUUAUGAGUCUUGACAUGGCAAGCGGCUUUUGGGCAGUCCGAAUGACUGAAAGAGCUAAGCUGAUAUCGGCGUUCACCUGUCCAUUCGGGCAUUUCCAAUGGGUGCAUGCGCUGCUUUAUCGGUUGCGGUAUUGGGGUAUCUCAGUUAGCUUGCCUAAAAUUGAAUUCGGGAAGCGUGUCAUACCAUACCUCUCUCACGAGAUUGGUGCGAAAGGGAUACGUGCCACCCCGAAGAUCAUAAAAGGCAUUCAGGAGUUACCGUUUCCGUCUACCCUGAAAGGAGUCCAGUCAUUUCUAGGCAGCCUGAAUUAUUACUACAAAUUCAUUGAGGAUUACGCCGUGGUAGCGGCUUCACUCUAUGAGUUGACCGAUGAUCAAGUGCGUGCAGGGCGAGACUUGUCUCGGGCAAGGGAAUCUUUCGAGAUCCUGAAGAAGAAGAUUGUGUCUACACCUCUACUCAGACACCCGGAUCGGACGAAACCUUUUGUGAUCAUCCCGCAUGCGAAUCAGUGGGCUGCUUGCGCAGUUCUAGGACAGAUGCAUGACGGACUUGUUCAACCGGUUCGUUUCACGGGGCGUGUCCUGAGUGACGCCGAACUCAAGUAUCAUAUUGCUGAGAAGGAAGUCCUUGCUGUAAUGCGAGUUCUCCAUGUGUUCAAGAACCGGAUCGAAGGAUGUUCGCUGAUAAUCUACACACGACAUUCAGUGUUGAAAUGGGUCAUCAACUCCAAGACCGCCGAAGGCCGUCUGAUGCCAUGGGGUGUCGUUCUCUCACAGUACGACUUGGAAAUUCGGAAGGUCAGUCGAGAUGAGGAUGGCCUAGCCGUCAUUAUGGGUGCAGGCAUCACUCCCAGGGAGCACUUGGAUGAAGUCACCGAAGUACUCAUUCCAGCCAAGGGGCGCAUCAAGCCGCCUCCAGUCGUGAGCGUCGAAAUGCUCUCCGAAGAAUACUCCGGAGUAGUCCUGAGUUUCGAUGGUGCGGCUAAAACUUCCACAAGGAAAGGCAGCUGUGGAUGCAUUCUGUGGCAGCUACCUGAAUGGAAAGUUUUGGAUGCUCGAGGUUAUAUCCUGGAUGGAGUCACUGUCAUCGACGCGGAAUACUUCGGGUUGCUUAAAGGGCUCGCGAUGGCUUUGGAAAGAGGAAUUCGGGACAUAGUUGUCGUGGGUGACUCGAGAAUUGUGAUUCAACAAGUCCAAGGUCUGAUUAAUUGUAAUCAGCCUAACCUACAAAGGAGACUAGCUGAAUGUGAAACCCUGAAGAAACGUUUCCAGACGCGCGAGUUCAACCAGGCCGCUGAUUACCUGACAUCGAAAACUCUUGUCCAAGGUGAAUCCUGGAUUGUUCAGGAUGAUCUCGAGAAACAGCACCUGGAAGUAGUGUCUAAGAUUUGCGAGCAGUUGGUGAAGUCGUCAGAAAGCACUGACUCUCGAGUUCGCAGUGGAGACCUCAUACAAGACUCUGGUGAAGAAGAUGACAAUGCAAGAGCGAGACAUAGUCCUGGUCCUGAAUGUGCCCCUCUAUCUUCUGCCGCCCGAGUCAUGGCUGUACUCACGAGAUCGCGAUCUCAAGAAGCUGAUGACGAUGAGGUUGCACCCAUGGGACCGCUAGAGUUUCAGGCUGAACGCUGGAGACGGAUCAAGGUUCAUCAAGAAGAAGACGAGUAUCUAGCGGAGAUAUGA
This is a messenger RNA of Phytophthora megakarya, 1782 nucleotides long. NCBI's taxonomy places the organism in Eukaryota, Oomycota, Peronosporomycetes, Peronosporales, Peronosporaceae. The record is from the annotation of a GenBank genome assembly.